Messenger RNA from Populus trichocarpa (black cottonwood), 1890 nucleotides. RefSeq lists its product as uncharacterized. NCBI's taxonomy places the organism in Eukaryota, Viridiplantae, Streptophyta, Magnoliopsida, Malpighiales, Salicaceae. The transcript is spliced from 3 exons. The coding region runs from base 1 to 1890 and encodes 629 amino acids. The record is from RefSeq and is a predicted model, not a curated record.
AUGUCACUAGACAAGUAUUUCAAGCGUAAAUCCCUUGAGGAUGAAGAGUCGAUCAAAGCUUCAAGUCAUUCAAAAGGGGGUGUUGAUUCGUUUGUGGGUGAUGGGUUUUCAAAUUGGAAAAAAAGGGAAAGAUUUGAUCUUCAUAUUGGAAAGUCUAAUAGUAAUCACAAUGCAGCUCAGAUAAAGUGUGAGAAUUUGAUGAAUGAAAAACAAAGUAUCAUAACUUUGUUGUUUGAGCAGACAGUAAAGAGUCAAAGUGAUUAUCGAACUCGAUUGAAUGCUUCAAUAGAGUGUGCUCGUUUUUUGCUGCACCAAGGACUUCCAUUUCGUGGCCAUGAUGAAUGUGAAUGUUCAAGCAACCAAAGAAAUUAUCUAGAGCUCUUGCAUUUCCUUUCCAGAAACAAUGAAGCUAUUAAAAGAGUUACUUUCAGUGAAGCUCCUAAAUAUAACAAAUUGACUUCUCCUGAUAUUCAAAAAGACAUUACUCAAGCUGCUGCAGAGGAGAUUACAAAUGUGAUUAUCAAAGAUCUAGGUGACUCAUUAUUUUCAAUUUUAAUUGAUGAGUCACGUGACAUAUCAAUCAAGGAACAAAUGGCAGUUAUUAUACGAUAUGUAGACAACAAUGGACAUAUAAUUGAACGUUUUCUUGGCAUUCAACAUGUGUCAGAUACAACUGCUAGUUCACUCAAGGCAGCUAUUGAAGCUUUGUUUUCUAAACAUGGGCUAAGUAUAUCAAGAUUGCGUGGUCAGGGAUAUGAUGGAGCUAGUAACAUGCGAGGUGAAUUCAAUGGCUUGAAAGCACUUAUUCUAAAUAACAAUCCAAGUGCAUAUUAUGUAUAUUGUUUUGCUCAUAGACUUCAAUUAACUCUUGUGGCUGUUACAAAGAAGCAUAAUGAAGUUGGAGAUGUCUUCAAUUUUAUUUCUAGCAUUAUAAACAUAGUUGGAGCAUCAUGUAAAAGGAUGGAGGUGAUUAGAGAAAAACAAUAUGCUAGAAUUAUUGAAGGACUUGAAAAUGGGGAAAUUUCUAGUGGACGAGGCUUGAAUCAAGAAACUUCUCUUAGAAGGUAUGGUGAUACUCGUUGGGGCUCCCACUAUAUUACAAUUAUUCGUUUACUUGCAAUGUUUUCAUCAGUUCUUGAUGUGCUUGAGAUUAUAAGGGGGGAUGGGAUGAACUCAGAACAGAGAACGGAAGCGGUCAUUUUAACAGGUAUUAUGGAAUCAUUUAAUUUUGUGUUCAUGCUUCAUUGUUUGAGAAGGAUACUAGCAGUUACUAAUGAGUUAUCACAAGCAUUACAAAGAAAAGAUCAAGACAUAGAAAAUGUUAUGAGUUUAUUAAAAACAUCAAAGGAACGAUUCAAAUUGAUGAGAGAGAAUGAUUGGGAAUCUUUACUGGAAGAAGUGUCAUCUUUUUGCAUCAAACAUGAUAUUGAUAUUCUAAACAUGGAUGAUGAGUACAAGCUUCGUGGGCGUUCAAGGCGAAAAUCUCAAGGGAUUACAAACUUACACCAUUUUCGUUAUGAAUUGUUUAACAAUAUCAUUGACAUGCAACUUAUUGAGUUGGAUGAUCGUUUUACCGAGACGAGUAUGGAGUUACUUCUUUGUGUGGCAUGUUUAAGCCCAAAUGACUCUUUCUCUACGUUCAACAAAGAAAAGCUUGUUCGCCUUGCUCUUUUUUAUCCUAGUGAAUUCUCUAUAGUGGACCUUAUGGUACUUGGUGACCAACUUGAUACGUAUAUUAUUGAUCUACGUGGUGAUGAUGAGUUCUCUGGUAUUGAAGGUAUUGCUAGUCUUGCAGAGAAAAUGUUGCAACAGCUACAGUGGAGAGAGUUUUUUUUGCUAUGCAUAUUGUCAAGAGUAGAUUGCGAAACAGGAUGGGAGAUAAGUGGAUGA